This is a messenger RNA of Dioscorea cayenensis subsp. rotundata (Guinea yam), 2059 nucleotides long. Its product is annotated as pentatricopeptide repeat-containing protein PNM1, mitochondrial. Gene Ontology annotation, molecular function: protein binding. The record is from RefSeq and is a predicted model, not a curated record. Bases 105 to 1604 code for a protein of 499 amino acids. Lineage: Eukaryota; Viridiplantae; Streptophyta; Magnoliopsida; Dioscoreales; Dioscoreaceae. The transcript has 2 exons.
CCCAUUUCCGACUUCCAUCUUCCACUUCCUCAGUUCCGCUUGACGUCAUCACCUCAAAACCCUAAAAACACUCCAAAACCUAACCCUAAUCUCGAGCUCCAUCCAUGGCGAGGCCGCCGCCGCCUCUUCUCCGCCACCUCCUCCGGCGCUUCCUCCCAUCCCACCCUCCCAUUCCCCAUCCGUCCAUCCAUUCUCCUCUUCCUCCUCUCACCCUCUUCCGAUUCCUCUCUUCUCUCUCCUCCGCCGUCCCCGCCGCCGCCGCAUCCGACGUCGCUCACUCGAUCGCUGGUGAACUCCAGAAAAUCUCCUCCUCCGUCUCCACUGACCUCCCCGGCCACCUCUCCCUCCAUUUCUCCGACGUCCGCUUCACCCCCUCCCUCCUCCACGACGUUCUUACACACUCCCCUCCCACCGCCGGUCGCGCAGCUGCCGAUCUCUUCCGCCACCUCGCUGGAACUCGUUGCCUUCCGGCAUCUGACCCCUCCCUAGCUCUCCUCGUUGGCCUCCUCGCCCGCCGCCACGACUUCAAGGCCAUCAACGAGCUCCUCCAUGACUUCCCUCGUGCUGUCGGCCACGAAACCCUCUCUACCACCCUUCUCUCCCUGGCCUCUGCCGGUCGCCCUGCCGCCGCCGUUCGUCUCUUCCAAUCCCUCGGCAAGGAUCUCAACGUCCCGCGUGAUCCCGCCGCUCUCUCUGCUCUCGUUACAGCGCUAUGCGCACACGGAUUCACUGGCUACGCUGAGCGUGCUGUCAAAGCUGCGGCUGCUGAGAUAUUUCCUAAUGUAGAUAUCUGCAACGCUUUGAUCGGAGGGUACUGCACUGAGCUGAAGCUCGGCGAGGCAAGGAGGUUGAUGGAGGAGAUCCUCCGGGGAGGGUUUGAGCUAUCUACUCCAGCUUACAACUCGAUUCUAGAUUGUGUUUGCCGGCUUGCCAGGAAGAAAGAUCCUCUCCAAAUGCAGCACGAGGCUGAAAAAAUCCUGCUUGAAAUGGAAUCCGCUGGAAUUCCAAGAAAUGCAAGGACUUUCCAUGUUCUAAUCUAUAACCUUUGCAAGAUACGAAAGACCGAGGAUGCAAUGAAGCUGUUCGGAAGAAUGCCGGAGUGGGGAUGCUCGGCAGAGGCUGAUACUUAUCUUGUUUUGAUCAGAAGUUUGUAUCAGGCAGCUAGAGUGUCAGAGGGUGAUGAGAUGAUUGAGUGGAUGAGGUCUGCUGGAUUUGGUUCAGAGCUUGAUAGGAAGGCAUAUUAUGGGUUUAUCAAGAUUUUGUGUGGGAUUGAGAGGGUUGAUCAUGCAAUGAAGGUGUUUCGGAUGAUGAAGGGUUAUGGGCAUGCGCCGGGGAUCAAGACUUAUGAUUUGUUGAUUGGAAAGUUGGCAGCUCACAAUCAAGGGGAUCGAGCCAAUGCAUUGUUCAAGGAGGCAGUUGCACGAGGUGUUCCUGUCACUCCGAAUGUGUAUAAAGUUGACCCAAGGUUUGUGAAGCAGAAGAAAGUGAAGCAGGGGAAGAAGAGGGAGACAUUGCCGGAGAAGAUGGCAAGGAAGAGGAAGAGGAUUAGGAAGCUGAAGAUGAGCUUUGUCAAGAAGCCAAGAUCAACGAGGAGGGUCAUUUGAACCAUGUAGCAUGGAUGGUCAUGCUAGUGCAACAAGAAUUCUGCAUCAACUUAAACAAGGCGGAAUCGAAGUUGGAAAAACAAUUCGAUUUGAGCUCAAACUGCAGCAAUGCUUGCAGGAUUUUAAAUCAGAUAAUUCUCACUACAAAUUGUGGUUGUCGAGAUCGGAUGCCUUGCGGACAUGUCUACUGAUUCAUAAUUCGGAAUUUAUUUUUCUUGCUAACUUUAUUGUAGUUGGCGAAUAGCGUUGCAUCGAAGAAAUAUUUGUUGUAAAUCCUGGUCAUCAACCUGAAAUGUGGAAGUCUAUUGCUCACAACUUUUAAUUUUCUUGUUGAUGUUGAGAGUCCACAAGAAAAUGAAGUUUUGAUUGAUGUCUUUGAAAAUUUGCAAAGUUGUUGAAUCUCCAAACUGGUUUUGGGACAAUUUGGUUAUUGUUAUUACUUUCCAUUUCUUUUA